This is a messenger RNA of Heterobasidion irregulare TC 32-1, 4310 nucleotides long. RefSeq lists its product as uncharacterized. The coding region runs from base 1 to 4212 and encodes 1403 amino acids. The record is from RefSeq and is a predicted model, not a curated record. Gene Ontology annotation, molecular function: DNA-directed RNA polymerase activity; DNA binding. The transcript has 21 exons. NCBI's taxonomy places the organism in Eukaryota, Fungi, Basidiomycota, Agaricomycetes, Russulales, Bondarzewiaceae. Gene Ontology annotation, biological process: DNA-templated transcription.
AUGAAGGAGACAGUCACGCAUAACGCGCCGAAGGUCAUCAAGCAGUUGCAGUUCGGCACGCUGAACGCUCAAAAUGUUGUAAAACUAUCAGAAUUUCAGGUCACACAUAGAGACCUGUAUACACCCACGGAUAGGCAACCUGUGAAAGACGGUGUUCUGGAUCGACGACUGGGGACAUCAGAGAAAAAUGCGUUCUGCGAGACGUGUGGCCUCAAAUCUGUUGACUGUGUAGGGCAUUAUGCCUACAUCAAACUUGUUGUACCCGUGUUCCACAUCGGGUACUUCAAGCAUACCAUCGGUAUCCUGCAGUGUAUAUGCAAGACGUGUGCUCGAGUCCUUCUAGAAGAGCCCGACCGGCGUGUCUAUCUCAAGCGGUUUCGUCGCCCAAACCUCGAGAAUGUACAUCGACAGGCCCUCAACAAAGCUGUCAACACUUCCGCACGCAAAGUAGUGUAUUGCCCCUACUGCUCUGCAACAAACGGUGCUGUCAAGAAAGUCGGCGCGAUGAAAAUCAUCCAUGACAAAUUCCGUGCAAAGAAGACGGCAGAAGAGAUGGAGAAGUGGAAAAAAACAUUUAUUCCAGCAGUUGAAGCACAAAAAGAGCUGGGAAUGUAUAUUAACAAGGCGGUGCACGAGGACUUGAACCCUUUGAAGGUGCUAGAUUUGUUCAAGAGGAUUUCGGACGAGGAUUGCGAGUUGCUUGGGCUGCGGCCUGCAUAUAAUCGACCAGAGGAGUUCGUUUGGCAGUACAUUUCUGUUCCGCCAGUUUGCAUUCGACCGUCCGUCGCCCAGGAUGGCGCGUCUAACGAGGACGACUUAACAGUGAAACUGACGGAGAUCGUGUUCACUAAUGCACUGAUAAAACAGGGUCUAGCAAAAGGCGCUCCGACUCCACAACUGAUGGAACAAUGGGAAUUCCUUCAACUGUCCGUCGCGAUGUACAUCAACUCAGAAUUACCAGGCGUACCCUCGCAAAUGGGCCAAAAGCCGAUUCGUGGAUUCUGCCAACGCCUGAAAGGCAAACAGGGCCGCUUCCGUGGUAAUCUGUCAGGGAAACGUGUCGACUUUUCUGGCCGCACAGUUAUUUCUCCAGAUCCCAACCUGCGAAUUGACGAAGUCGCUGUGCCGGAGCGGGUCGCAAAAAUUCUGACUUAUCCCGAGCGCGUUACGACGUUUAACAUCGAGAAACUCAAGAAGGCAGUUCGGAACGGGUGCGAUGUACAUCCCGGUGCAAAUUACGUUACAGCUGGAAGCAGCGGGUUCAAGAAAUAUUUGAAGUUUGGAAACCGAGCACAGAUCGCUGAUGGAUUGAGGUUUGGAGACGUGGUUGAGAGGCAUAUCAUCGAUGGUGAUAUUGUUCUGUUCAAUCGGCAACCUAGUUUGCAUAAGUUGUCUAUCAUGUGUCAUCGAGUCAAGGUUAGACCAUGGCGCUCUUUUCGGUUAAAUGAGUGUGUUUGUGGCCCAUAUAACGCAGACUUUGACGGUGAUGAGAUGAACUUGCAUGUCCCACAGACCGAAGAAGCUCGUACUGAAGCCUUGGAACUCAUGAGUGUGAAACACAACAUGGUCACUCCCCGCAAUGGAGAACCAGUCAUCGCUGCCAUUCAAGACUUCAUUACCGCUGCGUGGCUCAUCUCGCACCGCAAUCAAUUCUUUGACCGCCGGCAGUUCACGCAGAUAUGCUGCUACUUUGCGGAUGCCAACCUCCAGAUUGACAUUCCACCACCAACGAUCUGGAAACCAACGCGCCUUUGGACUGGUAAACAGGUCUUCAAUGUGCUAAUGCGACCGAACAAACAAUCAAACGUUUUCGUCAACGUCGAAUCGAAGUGCAACAAGGAACAAAAACCUAAUCAAUCCCUCUAUCCAAUGAAGGAGGUAGCGCCGGAUAUGUCUCCCAACGACGGUUGGCUAGUCAUUGUGAACAGCGAGAUCAUGUGUGGUGUCAUGGACAAGGCAACUAUUGGGAGCGGCAAAAAGAAGUCGGUAUUUGGCGUUAUUAUGAGAGAUUAUGGACCGCACGAAGCGGCGGCAGCCAUGAAUCGGGUGGCAAAGCUCUGUGCAAGAUGGCUUGCAAAUUUCGGCUUCUCCUUAGGUAUCAAUGAUGUCAUUCCGGGCCCAAUCUUGUUUGCGAAGAAGGACAAGCUUGUUGAACAGGCGUACGAGAAAUGUCAAGAUCUCAUUGCGCUAGCGAAGAAGGGUAAGCUAGAGAACAAGGCUGGAUGCGAUCAAGAACAAACAUUGGAAGCUAUGAUAUCUUCUGUGCUAUCGAAAGUUCGUGACGAGGUCGGUGAAAUCUGUAUGAAGGAGCUGAGCCGGCACAACGCACCUCUUAUCAUGGCCACGUGCGGAUCCAAGGGUUCCGUCAUCAACGUCUCGCAGAUGGUUGCUUGUGUGGGACAGCAAAUUAUCGCCGGGCAUCGUGUUCCCGAUGGCUUCCAGGACCGUUCCCUGCCUCACUUUCCCAAAAAAUCGAGGGAGCCACCGUCAAAAGGAUUCGUUCGGAACAGCUUUUACUCAGGAUUAACGCCCACUGAGUUUCUGUUCCACGCUAUUUCUGGUCGUGAAGGUCUAGUCGACACUGCAGUCAAGACUGCAGAGACCGGUUAUAUGCAACGGCGAUUGAUGAAGGCUCUAGAAGACUUGACGACGCAGUAUGAUCUGUCCGUCCGAAACGGAACUGGUGGUGUUGUACAAUUCACAUAUGGAGAUGAUGGGCUUGAUCCCGCCUGCUUGGAGGGUGAUGCUCAGCCUGUUGAAUUUGUUAGGGCCUGGAAGCAUGCAGCUUCCAUCGGUUCUCGUUCAUCGCAUGGUCUCCUCCCCUACGAAAUCUUGGAGAUUGUCAAUCGGGAGCUAUCGCAGCCAAGGUUUGUCAGCGAGUGUACAGCUGCUUAUAUUUCGACUGUUCGUGGAUUCAUACAAGAACACGUCGCCAAGCGUCUGGCUGAGGUUCGCGAGAGCCGCGGCAUGUUUGAUGCUCUGGAACGUGAUGACGAGUGGGAUGCUGAUACUGAUCUGUCCAUGGGUGCAUCCGCGGCGGAUAAGGCUAUCGUCGAUAACAAAGCGAAGGUUACGGAGGACCAACUAUUGGCAUUUUUAAAUAUUUGCUGGACAAAAUACGUCAAGGCCAAGAUCGAGCCAGGUUCCACGGUCGGAGCCGUUGGAGCACAGUCCAUUGGUGAACCGGGAACCCAGAUGACGCUUAAAACUUUCCAUUUUGCGGGUGUCGCAUCCAUGAACGUCACACUUGGUGUUCCCCGCAUAAAAGAAAUCAUAAAUGCAGCCAAAGUCAUCAGCACUCCUAUCAUCAGUUGUAAGCUAGUGACAGCAGACUCCGAACCUUCAGCACGAAUCGUGAAGGGCCGGCUGGAGAAAACGCAUUUAGGUGAUAUUGCCUCUGUCCUUGAAGAAGCAUGGGCUCCAGAGUACACAUAUAUCGGUGUCAUAAUCGAUAUGACGAGUAUCCAAAAGUUGCAGCUUGAGCUCACCCUCGACGAUAUCAAAUGGGCCAUCGUGGCUGCGAAGAGGCUCAAGAUCAAGCAGGAAUCUAUCACAAUCAUUCCCCGGAAGAAUCGAUUGCGCAUCUAUGUAGACGGUCAAGACAAGUAUUAUCGCCUGCGGGAGUUGAAGAGGGUGCUCCCUGAUGUCGUAGUGAAGGGCGUUCCAACCAUCGCACGUGCAGUAAUCAAUGUCAAGGAAAAAGACGACGCUCGAGGGAAGAAAGGCGACAAGGAGUUGCUUGUGGAAGGAUAUGGCUUGCAGAAGGCCAUGGUGACAGAAGGUAUUAUUGGGGAGCAGACGUCGUCAAACCACGUCAUUGAGGUCGCUCAAGUCCUGGGUAUCGAAGCGGCUAGAAGAACGAUCAUCAACGAGAUUCAGUAUACGAUGGAGAGCCAUUCCAUGAGUAUUGACCCUCGACAUGUCAUGCUACUUGGAGAUGUCAUGUCUUACAAGGGAGAAGUUCUGGGCAUAACUCGUUUCGGCGUUGCGAAGAUGAAGGACAGCGUUCUCAUGCUGGCUUCGUUCGAAAAGACGACAGAUCAUCUGUUUGAUGCGUCGGCAUAUGGCAAGACUGAUAGCAUUGCCGGCGUGUCAGAGAGUAUUAUCAUGGGUAAUCCUGCUGCUAAUUGUGGCACAUCAAUGCCCGCGUUGUACUCGCCAGCACCUACGAUCAGCAAACCACGGAAAUUGUUAUUUGAAGACGCGCUGUAAGGGGAAAAUGAUUCUUUUGUGUAUGACUUUUCUAUUGUUUUAUUUUAUGUUGUUCUCGAUCAGCGCCGUGAGCUAGCUAUGUAUUAUUGUAAGCUGUU